Molecule: messenger RNA, 1947 nt
Organism: Phyllopteryx taeniolatus (common seadragon)
Lineage: Eukaryota; Metazoa; Chordata; Actinopteri; Syngnathiformes; Syngnathidae
Gene: cyp4f3
Product: cytochrome P450 4F3
Exons: 13
Coding region: 20-1630 (536 amino acids)
Molecular function (GO): oxidoreductase activity, acting on paired donors, with incorporation or reduction of molecular oxygen; iron ion binding; heme binding
Source: RefSeq, a predicted model, not a curated record
CGUCCGUACCCGUGCCGAGAUGUCUCUCGUCUUGCGUGCCCUCUCUCAGCUGUUCUGCUGGGCCGCCCUUUGCCACGUCUUACAAGUGGCUGCUGCGGGACUGGUUGCCCUGGUAACGGUCUGGACCGCCGGGCUGUUGCUUCAACACGCUCGUUUGACUCGUAGGCUGUCCUGCUUCAGCAAACCUCAUGCAGACUCUUGGCUCAUAGGCCACCUGGGUCAGAUGAAGAGCACAGAGGAAGGUCUCCUCCAGGUGGAUGAGUUAGUGCAGACGUACAAACAUUCCUGCAGCUGGUUCCUCGGGCCCUUCUAUCAUCUGGUCAGACUCUUCCACCCGGACUUUGUCAAACCUCUGCUAAUGGCACCAGCCAGUAUCACGGUGAAAGAUGAGCUCAUCUAUGGUCAUCUCCGUCCGUGGCUCGGCCAGAGUCUGUUGCUGAGCAACGGGGAGGCGUGGUCCCGCAGGAGGCGUCUUCUGACCCCCGCUUUUCAUUUCGACAUACUGAGGAACUACAUUGCCACAUUUAACACUUCGGCGGACGCCAUGCAUGCUAAGUGGCGGCGUCUGUUGGCAGAGGGUAACUCGACCCUGGAGAUGUUCGACCACGUCACUCUGAUGACGUUGGACAGUUUGCUGAAAUGUGCCUUCAGCUACAGCAGCAACUGUCAGGAGUCGAGCAGCGAGUACGUGUCAGCCAUAGUGGAGCUGAGCAAUCAGAUAAUAGAACGGCGCCAAAACAUUUUGCACCACUGGGACUGGAUUUACUGGAAGACGGCGCAGGGAAAACGCUUUAAGAGGGCUUUGAACAUCGUGCACAGUUUUACGAGUGAAGUGGUCCAGAGGCGCCGUACCCGCCUCAGACAGACCUCGUCUGAUUCCACCUCCGAGCCCGGGAGGAAAAAGGAUUUUGUGGACAUCAUACUGCUGGCCAAGGAUGACGACGGCCGAGGCUUAACAGACGAGGAGGUGGAAGCUGAGGCCAACACUUUCAUGUUUGCCGGUCAUGACACCACAGCCAGUGCCGUUUGCUGGACGCUUUUUAAUUUAGCACGCCACGCGCACUUUCAAGAAAAAUGUCGGAGGGAGGCGCUGCAGCUUAUGAAGGGCCGCGAAGGACAGCGAAUAGAGUGGGAAGAUCUGUCCAAGCUUCCUUUCACCACCAUGUGCAUCAGGGAGGCACUGAGGUUACACUCGCCGGUCCAGGCCGUGACGAGGACGUACACCCAGGACAUGCCGCUGCCGGGGAACCGGACAGUGCCGAAAGGUGCCAUCUGUUUAGUCAGCAUUUACGGAACACACCACAACCCUGCGGUAUGGACAAAUCCACACGAGUUUGAUCCUCUGCGUUUUGAAGCAGCCAACCAAGAGGGCCGCUCUUCCCACGCUUUUAUUCCCUUCUCGUCAGGCCCCAGAAACUGCAUCGGUCAGAAAUUUGCGCUGGCAGAGCUCCGGGUUGUCGUGUCACUGACGCUGCUCAGGUUCCGCUUGACUCCGGGGAUGAACCCCAAACUGGGCUCCGCGGAGGUCCGGCGUCUGCCCCAGCUCGUGCUGAGGGCGGAGGGCGGCCUGUGGCUGCGGCUGGAGCCCCUGACGCCGACGCCCGAUGCCAAGGCGGCGCGGGAUGCAUGAGGCGCUUUUGUUGCACUCUUGACCCAAAUUGUUAUACAUACAGGUAAAUAAUAACAAUAAUCCUAAUCCUAAUCCUAAUCAUACAAAUAGGUAGGCUGAUUGAAGACUAAAUUGCCCGUAGGUGUGAAUGUGAGUGCGACUGCUUGUUUGUUUCUAUGUGCCCUGAGACUGGCUGGUACACCCCGAACCGGUCGCCCCAACGUAGCUGGGAUGGGCUGCAGCACGCCCGCGACCCGCGCGAGGAGAAGCGCUACGGAAAAUGGAAUGGAUAAUGCAAAUGCAGCUCUUGAACAAAAUAAAAGCCCACUGCAAAAUGA